Messenger RNA from Myxocyprinus asiaticus (Chinese sucker), 9103 nucleotides. RefSeq names its product differentially expressed in FDCP 8 homolog (gene def8). The coding region runs from base 187 to 1329 and encodes 380 amino acids. The transcript is spliced from 11 exons. The record is from RefSeq and is a predicted model, not a curated record. NCBI's taxonomy places the organism in Eukaryota, Metazoa, Chordata, Actinopteri, Cypriniformes, Catostomidae.
CACCCUGAACAUCAGCCGAGCUUACACAGCUGAGGUUGUGUGCAUGUGUGUAUAUGUAUAUGUAUAUAUAUAUAUACAUCGAUGAAAACAGUGACAGCAGUCGUGAUUAAUCAGCCUGUCGUGUGUGAUUAUGAUGACGAUGAAGCUCUGCUGAAGCCGAAUAAAGCGUAAGAUGUGAGCAUUGUCAUGGAAUAUAAUGAAAGACUUGCUCGCUUUCGUCAGGGUCUUGUCAAUCCAUUUGACAGGGGAGAGAAUGACAGCAGCUCAGAUGAGAAAGAUCCUCCCAAACAUGAGGUGAGGUCGGAGGUCUUCUCUGAAUCCAGAAGUCAGAGUUCAGACCGCACGAUGGAUCUGGGCUUGGCUGAAGACCACUUCUCUCGACCUGAUGGCUCGUUCAUUGCAUCUGAUAUAGAGCAGCUGAAACAGGCCAUAGAAGAGUGCAAGAGACUGAUCCUAGAACUACCAGAACAUUCUGAGAAACAGAAGGACACAGUGGUAAAACUGAUCCAUCUUCGACUCAAACUUCAGGAGUUAAAGGACCCAGAGGAGGAUGAGCCCAACCUGCAGGUUCUGUUAGAACAUCGCUUCUCAAAAGAGAAGAGCAAGAGUGUCAAACAGACAUGUGACAAGUGCAGCACCAUCAUCUGGGGCCUCAUUCAGACCUGGUACACCUGCACAGGGUGUUAUUACCGUUGCCAUAGCAAAUGCAUGAAUCUCAUCACUAAACCAUGUGUGAAGUCAAAGGUCAGCCACCAGUCUGAGUACGAACUGAACAUUUGUCCUGAGAUCGGACUGGACAAACAGGACUACAGAUGUGCAGAGUGUCGCACACCCAUAUCUCUACGGGGUGUUCCCAAUGAGGCACGGCAGUGUGAUUAUACGGGUCAGUAUUACUGUAGCAGCUGCCACUGGAAUGACACUGCCAUUAUUCCAGCUCGAGUCAUACACAACUGGGAGUUUGAGGCCCGCAAGGUGUGUCGUUCAUCCAUGCGUUAUCUGGCUCUGAUGCUGUCGAGGCCUGUGCUCAGACUGAAGGAGAUCAAUCCUCUGCUCUUUAACUUUGUGGAGGAGCUGGUGGCGAUCCGAAAGUUACGUCAAGAUAUCUUACUAAUGAAGCCAUAUUUCAUCACCUGUAAGGAAGCAAUGGAGGCACGACUGCUGCUGCAUCUUCAGGACCGUCAGCACUUUGUGGAGAAUGAUGACAUGUACAGCCUACAGGACCUGAUUGAUAUCUCCAGUGGGCGUCUUAGCUGCUCCCUCACUGAGAUUCACACAACCUUCGCCAAACACAUUAAACUGGACUGUGAGAUUCAUUGUCAUCUCGGAUGAGGCCGAUGACAGUGGUGUCGUCUGCAAACUUCAGGAGCUUGACAGAGGGGUCCUUGGCGAUGCAGUCAUUGGUGUAGAGGGAGAAGAGUAGUUGGGAGAGAACACAUCCCUGGGGGGCACCAGUGCUGAUUGUACAGGUGCUGGAAGUGAGUUUCCCCUGUCUCACAAGCUGCUGCCUGUCCAUCAGAAAGCUGGUAAUCCACUGACAGAUAGACGUGGGAACAGAGAGUUGGUGUCAUUUAUUCUGGAAUAUAGCUGGGAUGAUGGUGUUAAAAGCCGAACUGAAGUCCACAAAAAGGAUCCUUGCAUAUGUCCCUGGUCUGUCCAGAUGUUGCAGGAUAUGAUGCAAUCCCAUGUUGGCUGCAUCAUCCACAGACCUGUUUGCUCGAUAAGCAAAUUGAAGCGGAUCUAGAAAGGGUCCAGUGAUGUUCUUCAGGUGGGCCAACACCAGUCUCUCAAAUGAUUUCAUGACCACAGACGUCAGGGCGACAGGUCUGUAGUCAUUAAGUCCUGUGAUUUUUGGGUUCUUUGGGACAGGAAUAAUGAUUGAACAUUUGAAGCAGCAUGGGACUUCACACUGCUCCAGUGAUCUAUUGAAGAUCUGUGUGAAGAUGGGGGCCAACUGGUUAGCACAGGAUCGAAGACACGUUGGUGAGACGCCAUCUGGGCCUGAAGCCUUCCUCAUCUUUUGUUUCCGAAAGACACGGCUCACAUCAUCUUCACAGAUCUUAAGUGCAAAUUGAAACUGUAUUGAAAGUGUUGCUCCAAUGGCGUGGAGCGUAACGUUGGUGUGCUGGUGUCUGUAUGACUAGGGUUUGGUUCUGCAUUUGGCAUAAUAUUUUUCCCAUUCUUUUUCUUGACUCCACUCUUAAUAUUUUCUUUAAUACUACUUAUAAUACAUGCAUAUGAAUAUAAAGGUAGUUUUACUAUAGUAAUAUUGUAGUAACCAUGUGGUUUUUUUUUGUUUGUUUUUUUUGGUGGAAAUAUUAAUGCAAUUAACAGUGGUGUUACUACAGUAAUAUGGUGGUAAUAUAGUAACAAUGUUUAAUUUUGUGGUUACAAUUAUUUUACUACAAAAUACAAUGGUGAUACUAUGGUUAUUGUAUCUGUAGAGGACGUCAGGACAGAUCCGUGUUUCAGUCGGUUUAUGCAUAAUUUAGGACUUAUUUAGAAACCUUUUAACACUUUUUAUCGAGACAUUUUUCUAGAAUCUUUUUUUUUUAACAGUCAGAAGUUUUAAACACUCAGAGCUUCAGUGAUUCACACCUGAACUCGACGGGGGGAGGAGGUGUUUAAAUCUUUUGUUUGAGCUGAAAAAGGUGCAGUGGGCACUCACAUUUUGCCAGGUAAGAAUAUGAUCAAUUACAUUCGCAACAUACAUUGAAAAAAUAUAUUUAUGCUAAUAACAGACAAACUUAUUGGCUUUAUUAAUUCUUGCAGUUUGUUGUUCAUUAAAUUACCGAUUGAUUUUAUAAUGUCACAUAACCCUGAUAGCACACAUCUAUCACCCAGAUGUCUAUUUGAUGUGUGUUUACAUCUGGAAGACAUAUUUUUUAGGGUGUUUGCUCAUCUGCAAUACUUCUACAAAACGUUUCCUUUCAGAUGUUAAUAAGACAUUCAGCAGAUGUCUUUGAGAUGUUUAUGAUUUAGAGUGUUUGUAAAUCUGAUAUUUUUAAGAUGUUUAGCAGAUUUUAAUUAGAUUAUGAUGCUUUCUAAGAAAUAUCUCAGAGACAUACAUGUGGAAGCUGGGAAUAUUUGGGAGCGGCGUUUUGAUGAGAUUUCAUACGUCAUAAUAUGACAAGACCAUCAUAUUGUGAACGUGAAGCACAAGUUAAAAUGGACACAUUGCUGGAUAACGUGCACCAUUUCACACCGAACAAAGAAACCUCAUUUGAACAUAAAGAUGCUCGCAACUGUUACCGCAGCCUAGCACAAACUGAUAACGCUGUGUGAAGUUGUGCUGAACAUUUUGUUUUUGAACAGAUCGAAUCUCCUGCCUCUACGUUUUUUUGUUUUGUUUUUUUGUCUUGCAUCAUUCGCUGUUCGAGUUAAUUAUACCACUUAUUUUCAUCUGUACAAGGGUGUCAACAUUAUGUAGUAAGUUUAUUCAGAUCUCAGCCCCAGUUAAACUGGAACACCGGAGAAUGAGGUAGAGGGAACCCCCACUAUCACAGCGUGACGGCAGGCAUGAUUAAAAGAAAGUAAACACACCAGCAACUUUAGAACAUUUGGAAAUAAAGUGGAGCAAGGAGAACAAAUCUUGCUCAGACAUCAUGUUCGUUAUUUACACGCAUCGCGGAGCUCAUUGUCUCGGCUCGUUUGGCUGCAGCAUGCGCAAUACAGUGUGACAAAAAGCAGUAAUGUUCCACACUAUUGUGAACUACACUCACGCUAUUAUACUGUAUAAUGUAGUUAAGUUCAUAAACUUUAUCAUGUAAUCAUGAACGCUGCCACCCUAUGCGAAUGUAUUGCCAAUGGUUUUACCUUUAAAACACAAUUGUGACAAUAAAUAUAAGUUAAAUACCAUGUUUAAAUUAUAUUCAGUAUAAUAAGAACAAAUGACCAACAAUGAUCUUACAGGACACAGUGUCAGUAGCAGCCACUGCGCAAAAUGGCCUUUUGUGAAUCUGCUGGAUGUAGUUUACUUUCUACAUGUAUCCAAACAGACAAUAAGAUAAGAAAGAUGGCAGGUUCUGGUAGUAUCCUGGAGUUCAUACGUGAGUGCACAGCCCCUGAGCUAUCAGUCCACAUGUGUUUAUCAAAGAACUUGAGCUUUUUACUACUCCAAACCAACUGCAGUAACUUUAAAGGAAUAUAAUUUAAAAAUGACAAAAUAAACACAUAUAUAUGUUUCAUUACGCUUAUGAGCAGGGUUUCAAUUGAACCACAUUAAUCUAUCACUGCAGACUAGCCGAGUCAAUUAUAACACGGGUUAACACUGUUAAUUAAAUGCAUUGUUGUUUUACAUCACGUGCUACACAUCAAAAUGUAAAAAUACAAGUAAUAAUAUUAACAAUGUUUUCACGUUUCCUUCUACAGUAAUGUUGAUGUUUUCAAGUUUGCAUUUGAACAGUUGGUCAGUCAAAAAUCAAACUUUGUAUAAAUAAAGCUUUGAUUGAAGAAAAAUAUGCGUGUUGAAUUUUUUUAGUUUCAAGCUGUUCACCACUUCAGUUUUUUAUUGUUAGUGUUCAUGAAUAAUAGAUUUUCAUUCAUUAAUGUAAAUGAUUGUCGAUUAAGAAAAUUUGCAACCCUGAAGUUGGUGGUGGACAACACGAUCAGCAGGAACCUGCUGAAAUACAAACCUCAUUUCCAAAAAAGUUAGGACAGUGUGCAAAAUGUAAAAAAAAAAAAAAAAAAAAAAAAAACAAACAAAAAAAAAAGACUUGCAAAUCCUUUUUUACCUGUAUUCAGUUGAAAACAUUACAAAGACAAGAUUCUUACUGUUUUAACUGGUCAUUUUUUUAAAACUUUUUUUUACAUUCAUUCAAGUAUGAUGCCUCGAACAGUCAAGUCAUUUUUAUUUGUAUAGCGCUUUUCACAACACACAUGAUUUCAAAGCAGCUUUACAGAAAAUGAUGCUUUAACAGAAAAAGAAACUGUAAUAUAGUAAUGUCUUCAAGUCAUAACAGUGCGGUUUGAUAAAAAAAAACUUGAUUGUAAAUUGUGCCUUGAAAUAAAUAAGUAAAUAAUAUUUGUAUUUAGACCCCCAGUGAGCAGGCUAAAGGCGACUGUGGCAAGGACACAAAACUCCAUAAGAUGUUGGUUAACUGAUAAAAAUAACCUUGGGAGAAACCAGGCUCACUGUGGAGGCCAGUUCCCCUCUGGCUAAACAGCAUGAAAAUAAUACCAAUAUCAGUUACUUUUACAUUCACAUUUAGUCACUUAGCAGAUGGUUUCAUCCAAAGCGACUUACAAAUUAGACACAUAGCAAGCAAUUUGUAAUACAAAGUUUAAGAACAGCUGCAGUAUAGUACUGCCAAGUUCUCACAGUGGCUGGAGUAGUAAAGAUGCUAGCACAGAAGAAAGGAUAUUUUUUGUGCGUUAAGUGCAGUAGUAAGUGCAAUUAGUGUGGGUUGGUUAAGUGCUCACAGAACAGAUGUGGUUUCAGCUGGUUCUUGAAUGUUGAGAAGGUAACAGUAGAUUGUGUGGAGGCUGAAAAUUCAUUCCGCCACAGAGUAGCAGAUAAAGUGAACGAUCGUGAAAUACACUUUGAGCCUUUUUGUGAUGGUACAACCAGGCGUCGUUCAUUCAUAGACCGCAGAGAGCGAGUUGGAGCAUAGACCUGAAGAAGUUAAUUGAAGUAAGAGGUUGCGGUUCCAUUGGCUGUCCUGCAAGCCAGAGUCAAAGCCUUGACUUGAUGCGGACAGCUACAGGUAGCAGUGGAAUGAAAUCAAAAGUGGGGUGACAUGAGCCCUUUUUGGCUGAUUGAAGACCAGAUGCGCUACUGCAUUCUGGACCAUCUGCAGUGGUCUUAAUUGUGUAAGCUGGAAGGCCAGACAACAUAGCAUUGCAGUAGUCCAGUCUUGAAAUGACCAGAGCUUGGACCAGGAGCUGUGUAGCAUAUUCAGACAGGAAAGGUUGGAUUUUUCUGAUGUUGUGAACCUGCAAGACUGUUUGCAGUGAAAUUAAGCUGGUCAUCUACCACCACUCCCAGGUUCUCAGCUGUUCUGGUUGGUGUUAGUGUAGUUGAACCAAGUUGAAUAGUGAGGUUGUUGUCAACAGAUGGGUUGGCUGGGAUCACAAGGAGUUCUGUCUUGGCAAGGUUGAGCUGAAGGUGUCGUUCCUUCAUCCAGGCCGAAAUGUCCGAAAGGCAGGCAGAGAUGCAAUCUGAGACAGUAGGGUCAUCAGGCUGGAACGACUGGUAGAGCUGCGUAUCAUCUGCGUAGCAGUGGUAGGAAAAGCCAUAUGCCUCAAUGACUGGUCCGAGUGAUGAUGUGUACAUCGAGAAGAGGAGGGGUCCAAGCACUGAUCCUUGAGGAACCCCAGUGGUCAGCUGGUGUGUCUUGGACACCUCUACUCUCCAGGAGACCUUGAACAAUCUGCCAGUGAUAUAUGAAUCAAACCAUACAAGCGCAGUUCCUGUGAUUCCCAGGUCAGAGAGGGUGGAUAGGAGGAUCUUGUGGUUCACUGUGUCGAAGGCAGCAUAGAAGUCAAGGAAAAUGAGGACGGAUAAUUUGGAGUUAGCUCUCACCAGUCGCAGGUUUUCAGCUACUGACAAGAGGGCAGUCUCUGUUGAGUGUCCUUUUUUAAAGCUAGAUUAAUGUCUGUUGAGUAGGCUGUUCUGUGAGAGAAAAGCAGACAACUGGUUGAAUACGAUCCUCUCCCUUUUAGACAGGAAGUGUAGGAGAGAGACCGGUCUGUAGCUGUUGACUACUGAGGGGUUAUGUGUUGGUUUUUUAAGCAGCAGGGUUAUUCGAGCCUGCUUGAAUGUAUUGGUAAAAUUUCCAGUUGUGAGAGAUGUGUUGAUACUAUGUGUGAGUGCAGGUAAGAUCGAUGGAGAGGCAGCUUGCAUAAGAUGGGAGGAGAUAGGGUCAAGUGGACAGGUGGUUGGACGGUUAGAAAAAAACACUUUGGAGACAUCAGUCUCAGAGAGAGGAGAGAAAGAGGAAAACAGAGGAUGGGAUGUUGGAAGAGAGUAGCUGUGGGUGUUAGGGGUCGAGAACUGGCUGCUGAUGUGGCAAAGUCAUCAGCAGUCAGAGAAGUGGUGGAGGAGGAUGGAGAAGAGAUGAGAAAGUUGAAAUUAGUUUUCAGGAAUCUGAAGUGUUGAACUAAACUGAUCUUGUUCUGGUAAUAAUCAGUUUUAGCAGCAGAAACUCAGCGGAAAAAGAGGAGAGCAUGAUUGAUACUUACACAGGUCAGCAGGGUCUUUUGACUUUUGCCACUGUCUCUCCGCAGCCCUCAGCUCGGUUUGGUGAUCAUGAAGUGUCUCGACAGCCAGGGGCUGGAGGUUGUAGUAUGUGCUGGCCUGGAGGUAAGAGGACAGACACUAUCAAGGCAAGAAGUUAAUGUUGAGCAAAGAGCAUUUAAAUCAUUUGAAGAGAAAUGGUUAGUGGAGGGAAGGGAUGCAGAGACUAUGUAAGAGAAGCGAGUGGGUGAGAGAGACCAUAGGUGGAGUAAGAGGUAAAGAAGGCGGCAGAGGUACAGAAAACUGGAUGAAGAAAUGGUCAGAGAUAUGUAGAGGGCUAACAAGGGGACUAUUGGAGAUACAAUUAUGUGUAAGGAUGAGAACUAUAAUUUAUAAUUAUAUUUAUUUAUCACACAUAUACAUUUGCACAUAUACAGUGAAAUUAUUUUUUUUUCACAUAUCCCAGCUAAGCUGGGGUUAGAGUGCAGGGUCAGCCAUGAUACAGCACCCCUGGAGCAGAUAGGGUCAAGGGCCUUGCUCAAGGGCCCAACAGUGGCAUUUUGGCAGUGCUGGGGCUUGAACCCCCGACCUUCUGAUCAGUAACCCAGAGCCUUAACCGCUGAGCCACCACUGCCCCCACUAGCUGUUUCCCUGCUCUGUGAGUUGCAGGGGUGUGCAGUCUUGUGAGGUCAAAUGAGGUCAGAAGAGCUAGAAAGUCAGCCACUUGAGGCUUUUCCAGGUGGAUGUUAAAGUCUCCAUGGACCGGCAGCAGAGAGCCUUCCUCAGGGAAUGAGGACAGCAAUACAUCUAGCUUUUCAACAAAGAUGCCUAGUUCACCUGGGAGGGCGAUAGAUGACCAAAAAGUGGAUUUUAGCAGGAUUAGUGGCAGUAAAAGCAUGAUAUUCAAAAGUUGUGUUAUUGCGGAGUGAAUUUUCAUGAGUUUGAAAUGAGCAAACCGGUUCUCCCACCCUGCCCAGUCAGACGAGGGGUGUGGGUGAAAGUGAAGUCAGUUGAGAGAGCUGAGGGAGUUGCAGUGUUGUCUCUGCAGAUCCAUGUCUCAGUCAGAGCAAAAACAUUGAGUUUUGACUGACUGGCAAGGGCCGGAAUUAAGUCAGCUUUGUUGACAGCUGACUGGAAGUUCCACAGUCCAACAGAGAUGGAGAGGGGCUCUGGAGAGUCAGUGCUAAGUGACCUAAGGUGCUAUGGAGUGCAUAGUUUACAGUGAGUGCGUGUAGAUUUUCGCCUUCUUGAGACAACAGGAAUGUACUGAAAACACAUAUUAUGAGUAGAAUAAAGAAUAACUAUGAGAAAAAGAGAGAAGGGGCAAAACAGUGUAGUGGCUGGCUCCUUGUCGGUGUCCUUGCUCGGUGGACUUCCGUAGGUUGACUCGCAGGUCUUCGCCCGAGGCAGGUCUUUACCCGAGAUAUGUGCACCACAAUGGGAGAUGCGCCUUACGGCUGCACUCUUUGACUACGAAGAAGCCACACUGUUUUCUUGCUGGAAAAUGCAGGGAUGUUCCUGAGAAAGACAUCAUCUAGAUGGCAUCAUAUACUGCAUAUGAAACAAGUUAAAGGCUUAGCUUCUGUUCUUUAGCUUUUCUGGGACAUCAUUGACUGUCCGCAGUACAUUUUGUUUUGCUGUGAGUGGUGGUUAAUCUCUUUUUCCCAAAAAUAUUAAUGUAAAAAAGUAACACAAAUAUUUAUUCUUGGAGUAAGUAUAUCAAUACAAUUUCAUGAGUUGAUACAGUAUAUAGAUUUUGUACCACCACUUGGAAAUACAAGAACAAACAAUGAGAGAAAAACCAAUUUAGUUUAGAAAAUGUUUUAAAUCUUUAAAGAGUAGUUCAUAUAAAAAGCACUCUGCUGAAAUCAGGUGUGCUGGUUGUUGAUCUGUGGUAGUGUGCUAGCAUCUCUUUUCCUCUGUCUGUGU